Nomia melanderi (Alkali bee) is the source of this 1389-nucleotide messenger RNA. RefSeq names its product NADH-cytochrome b5 reductase 3. Gene Ontology annotation, molecular function: FAD binding; oxidoreductase activity. Gene Ontology annotation, cellular component: mitochondrion. The record is from RefSeq and is a predicted model, not a curated record. NCBI's taxonomy places the organism in Eukaryota, Metazoa, Arthropoda, Insecta, Hymenoptera, Halictidae.
AUAGGAAUGAGCACAUUUAUCUCGCGUAUGUAAUACUACCGGUAAUAAUCUAUAAAUACUUUGGAAAUAGAAGACCUGUUCUCGAAUCAAGAGAAGUACAUAAGAUCUAUUUUAAAGGGUUGCGCCUUCUGUCUGACCCCAUGUAGAAGCCGGUGAUUUCUCGAGGUGUACGCGUAAAAAUUACUCGAAAGCCGGUAACAAAUUGAAAAUCGUUUCUGUGAGUGAUCUCAAUAUACUCUUUUAAUUGGUGCUCAUUCUUCCUGCGGAAUACUUCUUUCUUACUUAUCCCCACUGUCCUAUCUUACGAUUGCGACCUUAGCCUCGAUAUUAGCAUUCUUUCGCGGAAACGCCAGACACGUGUUAUUUAAUAGACAAUGCCAAACUUACGAAUGCUGGUGCUGCCAGCACUAGCUGCUGUAGGAACCAUAGUUGUAGUAGGAUUAGCAUUUAAAUUUUAUAAAUCUUGGAGUACGAACAAGAAAAAGAAGUCUCCAAUUUUAUUAGUUGAUACAGUUGCUAAAUAUAGUUUACCAUUAAUUGAAAAAGAGGUAAUAAGUCAUGAUACAAGAAAGUUUAGAUUUGGCUUGCCGACACCUGAUCAUAUCUUAGGGUUACCAAUUGGCCAACAUGUGCAUUUAACAGCAAAGAUUGAUGGAGAAGUUGUUAUACGUUCCUAUACACCUGUAUCAAGUGAUGAUGAUCAUGGUUUUGUGGAUCUUGUAGUCAAAGUGUACUUUAAAAAUGUUCACCCAAAAUUCCCUGAAGGAGGAAAGUUGUCUCAAUACUUGGAAAAUCUAAAACUUGGAGAGACAGUAGAUUUUAGAGGUCCAUCUGGUAGACUUGUUUAUAAGGGCCAAGGGAAGUUUUCUAUCAAAAUUCUAAGGAAAGAUCCACCUGUUGACUAUGCAGUUAAGAAGGUAGUAAUGUUAGCUGGUGGUACAGGAAUCACACCAAUGUUGCAGUUAAUUCGCGCUAUAAUAAAAGACAGUACAGAUGAAACUCAAUGUUCUCUACUCUUUGCUAAUCAAACAGAAAAAGAUAUAUUGUUACGAAAUGAAUUAGAUGAUAUUGCAAAAAAUCAUCCUGAUAAAUUGAAACUUUGGUAUACACUAGAUACCAGUGGCGAAAAUUGGACCUACAGUACAGGACACAUAAAUGUAGAUAUGAUAAAAGAACACAUGUUUCCACCAUCAUCUGAUACCUUAGUGCUUAUGUGUGGUCCACCUCCAAUGAUUAAUUUUGCUUGUAAUCCAAGCCUUGACAAACUUGGAUAUGAUCCAAAAUUACGAUUUGCAUAUUAAAGCAACAAAUUAUUUUGUUGUUGCAUAAAAUGUAGACUGCAUUCGGCUUAUUAGUCUGCUCUUUCAUUAAAUAAAAUGUUCAAAAGUG